This is a messenger RNA of Vespa velutina, 3054 nucleotides long. Its product is annotated as F-box only protein 44-like. Gene Ontology annotation, molecular function: ubiquitin protein ligase activity; protein binding. The coding region runs from base 344 to 1276 and encodes 310 amino acids. Gene Ontology annotation, cellular component: cytoplasm; SCF ubiquitin ligase complex. The transcript is spliced from 4 exons. The record is from RefSeq and is a predicted model, not a curated record. Lineage: Eukaryota; Metazoa; Arthropoda; Insecta; Hymenoptera; Vespidae. Gene Ontology annotation, biological process: SCF-dependent proteasomal ubiquitin-dependent protein catabolic process; glycoprotein catabolic process.
UUGUAGGCAUUUUUUUUUUUCAUUUAUUUGCGUAAAAAUUUCAUUUUACGAGAUAAACAAAUGAUUGCAAAAUAUAGAAUUAUAUAAGAAGUAAAUAUUUCUCAAUAUAAUAAAUAUGUUUCAAUAUUCACUAAAAGCGCCUUUAGUUAUUAGUAUUGUAUCAUGCGUAUGUCAUUCGCAUUAACUGCCUUUACUGAUACUCUGUGAUGGCUAGGACAUUGCAUUGUGUGUAGGUUAUGCCAUAUUAGUCAAACUUGUCAUAGUAAUUCGUGUUGUCAAAAUUGACACAUUAAAGAUUGUUAAAGAUCUUGUGAAUUCUAUCAUCGUACAUUUCAGAUAAAUAAUGGGACAAUCUCAAGAUUGUAUCGUAACUCUUCGGGAGCCUUACGACGAAACUGGUGAUAAUGGAUUUAUUCUUGGUAAUAAGUAUAUUCCAGAAGAAUUACUGGCAGAAUUUCUCUGUCACGUUGACAACAAAACUCUAUUAAAUUGUCAGCUGGUCUGUAAACGUUGGAAAAUAUUAAUACAUAGCUAUGUAUGGCGUAAAAAAGCUGAGAUGACAUUAAAUCGUCCACAUACAUUAGACACAGAUAUGCCUUGGAAAGCAUAUUAUAUGAUAGCCAAGAAGAGACCAUUUGAAAAAAAUUUAAUAAAAAAUCAUUCAGGAGAAUACGGCGUACAAAAAUAUUGGAAAAUCUUUACAGACGGUGGUGAUCAUUGGAAGGUUGAAAAUCCACCUUGUGGAGUUCCACCUAUACCUAAAAAUGUUUCUGUUUUUGAAAAAAAAGAAUAUUGCUUUGUAACGUCUUAUAAUAAUUGUUCCAAAAUGCAAUUAAUAGAUUUAGAAGCAGAGGGAUUAUUGUCAUAUGUAUUGGACGUUUUACAGCCAACUAUAGUGGUAAGUGAAUGGUAUAGUUGUAGAUGGGAUUGUCCUGCUCAUUACGAAUGUACAAUAGAAUUAUUAAGGAGCGAUAAUAAAGUUAUGAAAACAUUCCAAUUUCAUGAUGAUAUUGAAGGAGAUAAACAAAAUCAAUGGUUAAAUGUUAGUCAUGAAUUUAAAGACUACGGGCUUGGUCUUAAAAAAAUUAGUUUCUAUCAUGGAGGAAUGGAUAAGUCCUUUUGGGCAGGGCAUUAUGGUAGUAAAAUGGCUGGUGCUUGUGUUAUUGUUAAAAUACCUGAAAAUGAUGAGCAUCGGUGUGAGGAAGACACAGAUACAAAUACAGAUACAGAUACGGAUACAGAUACAGAUACAUAUAAAAGCUCUAAUACGGAUUAAUAAAGAAACUAAAUCUCUAUUCUAUAUAACAACAUAUAAAGUAUUUUUUCGAUGUGAGAUAGGAAGUAUUAUGGACCUACAUUAAUAUUAUUAUUAUUAUUAUGUCUAAUUUUAAAUGGAGCAGUAUAUGUAUUUUUAUUUCUAUUUGAUUCUGUUGUUUUUUUUUUCUUUUUUUUUUUUUUUAACAAUUUCCCUUAGUUAACAAUUUGUAACUAAUAGUAAGAACGCAAAUGUUCAUCCCUCAUUUAAGUUAUAUAAAAAAAAAAAAAAAAAUAACUUUUCUACAUAAUAUCUUAACAAGAAGUCAAAUGAAUUUAUCUUGUUUUUUUUUACUUUUUUUUUAUUUUUUAUUUUUUUACUAUAGUAAAAAAUACAUUAUAAACCAUUAUAAUAUCGCAUAGAAAGUAAUAACCACUAUAAAGCGGCUGAAAUAACUUAUUAAAUGUAUUUAAAUUUUAUUGGAGCAUUUAAAAAAUUUGUGAAUAUAAGUAGUAGAAUAAUGUAUAGACAAAAAAAUUAAUGUUAACUUAUGCAGUUGUAUGAAAACGCGUAAAGUUUACUGUCCUUAUUCACGCACCUCAUUUUUAUAGAUAAUAUAAUAAAGAACAUGUUUUCUAAUAUUUUGUAUAUAUGUACAAAGUCAAUAGUUUGUAUAUAUAUACAAAGAUGUGAAUAAAAAGAUGUGUUUUGUAUAUUUUAUAUACACUUACAUUUGUGUCCAUUCUGUAAUUUACAAUAUUUAUUCCACUGCCUUUUUAUUGCAAACGAAUAUUUUAUAUGUGCAAUAUUUUAUAUUGCUGUAUUAAACAUGUUCAUAAAAGUAAAAACAAAAAAAAAAAAGUAAUGUAAAUUAAUAUUUAUAGAACAACAUAUGUUGUUAUAAAAAGAAAAAUAUAAUACAUUUAUUAUUAAACUUACUUUAAUCUAAAGCUAUAAUUAAUUUAAUCUAAAUGCUAUUUCAACUAAAUUCUGUGGAGCAGAAUCCUGAUAACAUACGUACAACUCUUUUGGAUGUGGAGUUGUAUAUAAUCGUCCUAUUACCCAAUAUGUUGUGUUAUCCCAUUCAAAAAGAAUACCAUGUUCUUUAAUAGCAAUUAAACUUUUGUUGAUUACAGUUUUAUCCAUAUCUUGAUUUAACAUUGUUUUAAAACGUAUUGUGUUAUGUAAUAAUCGAUGUAUCAUAUGCACACAUUUGUUAAAAUUUAUUAGAAUUUUGUUGUCUUUUGAUGACGUUUCAAUUGGAUGAGAGGACAACAAAAUACCCUCAGUCAAAUCCAAAUGUACAUAAUGAUAUAAAUAAUUUUUUUCACCUGCAGUCAAUUUGUUUGGUAAUAAAUACUCCACUUGAUUUAACAAAUUAUCCCGUAUAUUGGAUAUAUCACUAUUCAUUACCUGACUAUCAUUCUGAAAAAAAAAAAAGAAAUAAUUUUCUUAUUUAUGUAUAUUUUGUUCUUUUUCGUAGAAAAUCAUUUACAAAAAAAAAAAAAAAGAAAAAAGAAAAAUACAUCCUUGAUUAAUUUAAGGAAAUAAUAUAUUUACCCUGUAAAUAUCUAUAUCUGAAUCACUAUCAUCAGAAUAUUUUGAUCCACUACUAAUUUUUUCUCUAGUUGCCCGUCUUCCUAAUAUUGGCAUUGCCUCGUCGCUAACUUCACUUAUUGCACCAGUUCCUUGACUUAAUGAAUCUUCUGACGUUUGCAGAGAAUAUACUAGAAUAUAAUAAUAGUAUAUUCAUUUGUUAUAAAAAAAAAAAAAAAAAAAAAAACUAAAUAAAUAAAUAA